Frankliniella occidentalis (western flower thrips) is the source of this 407-nucleotide messenger RNA. RefSeq lists its product as uncharacterized. The transcript is spliced from 4 exons. The record is from RefSeq and is a predicted model, not a curated record. Gene Ontology annotation, molecular function: nucleic acid binding. Lineage: Eukaryota; Metazoa; Arthropoda; Insecta; Thysanoptera; Thripidae. Bases 26 to 331 code for a protein of 101 amino acids.
GGGAAUUGGAUCCACCUACAAAAAAAUGAGUAACACAGGACUGCAUAAAAGAUAUGACAGAACCCACAAUAGACCACCAACAAAUUCAAUCUAUGUCACUAAUUUACCAAAUGACUAUGAAAAGCAUGAUGUCGAGUUGAUUUUCAUGGCUUAUGGGAUCCAUUUCAACUUGGAUCAAGUAGUAGAACAGAAAACACAAAAGUUCAAAAGCUUCACUAUAAACCUGCAAUCAAUUGGAGAAGCAGUAGAUGCUCUUGUGACAAUGCAUAACGUUGAGACUGACGAUUGGCAAAAGAUGUAUGUAUGUUUUGAUAAACCACAAUUACCUUGAAAGACCAUCAUUUGUUAACAGAACUGCAGUAUAAUUUAAUUAAUUAUUUUUCAAAGACCAUUGGCAAACAAUCAAU